GACCGGGCCUCGUACCAUGCCCUGUCGUGUUUACCGAUGGCCGAACGCUGGGAUAAGCUAAGGCCAAUCUGUUCUGCAUCUCAUCAUGCGCAUGUGCGUCCAAUCUGACUCCUGACAACUCCACCUACCUACUCGACGUCUUUCCCUACGCUUUUCUGUGCGACCAAAGGAUGCUGCAGUCUUUAUUGCGAUAAUGAAGUUUUUGACGUGGACGUGAAGCAACGAAAUCGCGCGCUGAGCGCUGCCGCUUCCACAAGGCUGUGUUUAGCCUGGAUUGGCCGAUUGCGAUGGCCAUGGAGAAGUUUCAGCGAGGGCACCCAGCGCCCGAGCGGACGAGAAACCGAUCUGGGACUAUGACCGGGGACAAAGCCAUUGCGAAGAAGAGAUCGAGCUUGGGGAAGGCGGCGGGUGGCUUUCAGAGUAGAUUCCUUGCGUCGCUGAGGAGUAAGAAGAAGAACGAUGCAGAUGAAGAGUUAGCGCCGAACCCCUCGAGCCCAUUUCUGGAUGCACUAUUUCGAUUACCGGAGGAGCUCCACAUCUACAUGCUGCGCGAGUUAUGUGUCGCGGAUCUGCUCGCUUUGAGAAGAGCGUCGCGUGUGCUCAAUAUUCUCGUUACAGAGAACGCACCUGCACUCGUGCGCUAUUGGGUGAAGCAUCGGCUCGGCAAUCUUCAUUUGCAACUUUACCCGGCUCCAAGACCAGACGCCAUCGACUUUCCAUUUUUACUCACCAUGAGACGGCGGCACAUAGCGUCUAUCAGGUUGACACGGCAGCUUGCAAAUCACCUUGUGGGUGAGCCGCAGGAACAUAAGCAGCUGUGGACGUCGGUGUAUGAGAGAAUGCUCCCACUAGUCUUUGGGGUCGGAUAUUUCUUAGAUGAACAUCGACGACUACUCUUGGAAAGAGAUCUUGGCCAUAUCCGGCCACGCUCCCGUAUUGGCUACCAUGUCCGUACGACAGGCGGUAUCACGAACCAGGAAAGAAAGAUAUUGAAGAAUCUGGAUGCACCCCUGCGGCUACAAUACUUCUACAUGUACUGCUUCAUUGUGCAGGUGCUGCUUCGGAAACUACGACCAUCAAGUCGUACUGGAGCGGUGGAAAAGUUCCUACGAGGGUGGUCCAACCAGCCGGCUUGUUCAGAGGACAUAGCCUUCUUGCUGAUAUUGGGUGGUACUGGUCAGAUAGCCAAACUCCUCGCUUGCCCAAUGUACAGCGAUCGGCGAAGAUAUCUCCUUGCGUACAGAACGCACAUGUCGCCUCACACAAGCAAAUGCUGGAGAAGACACUGGAAAGAUGCUGGCGUGGUAUCACCUGCGUUACUGGAUGAUAUUCCCUGUACGCAGAUCGGUAUAACACAGCUCGAUCAAAUCUGGGUGCCACUGAUAGCUCAUAUGAUGGAGCCGGGGGCAAGGAAUUUUACUGAACAGGAAAGGAUACGCUACGAUGAACUGAAGAUGUCGAAGAAGUUCAUUAACGAAGUGAUGGGCUAUGAUAUCCUGCGAGGCCGCGCAGCUGACGGGGGCGAAUCGGACGAUGAACAUGAGCCAUGAGAAACGAGUUAGUAUCGUACAUCGCAAGACAAGACACUUUGUAGCGGCCAAACUCUGCACCUUCCUCUGCGGGAUUUGACACAUGUCGGUUGCCGUGCAAUUUCCGCAUUUUGUCGGUUGUUGAGGCUUGUACCUGCUGGCUUGGCUUAGUUUCUGCUUCACGAUGCCACCAGUCAAUGCCAGCCCACAGCUAUUACGUACUGGUCCGGUCGGGUAGCGCGCUAUGAAUGUUAGGUGAUCAUGAAGGCCGACGGCAACUAUGGACCCUGCAUAUGUCAACUAGAAGAACGUGUU
This is a messenger RNA of Alternaria alternata, 1844 nucleotides long. RefSeq lists its product as hypothetical. NCBI's taxonomy places the organism in Eukaryota, Fungi, Ascomycota, Dothideomycetes, Pleosporales, Pleosporaceae. Bases 288 to 1550 code for a protein of 420 amino acids. Gene Ontology annotation, molecular function: protein binding. The transcript is spliced from 2 exons. The record is from RefSeq and is a predicted model, not a curated record.